Messenger RNA from Myripristis murdjan (pinecone soldierfish), 2856 nucleotides. It is a transcript of the gene malt1, whose product is annotated as MALT paracaspase 1. The record is from RefSeq and is a predicted model, not a curated record. Gene Ontology annotation, biological process: proteolysis. The transcript is spliced from 17 exons. NCBI's taxonomy places the organism in Eukaryota, Metazoa, Chordata, Actinopteri, Holocentriformes, Holocentridae. Gene Ontology annotation, molecular function: cysteine-type endopeptidase activity. The coding region runs from base 83 to 2569 and encodes 828 amino acids.
GUGUGCGGGUGUGCGUGCUCUCACUUGGUGGCGAUCAGUCGAGUCAGCCCGUGCUCACAUAGAUGAUCAACUCGUCGCUGAGAUGCCGGAUUCAGCGGACCGCUCCUUGAACAUUAACUUGUUGAAGGAGCCAGUUUUGCGGAAACUUUGCGAGGUUUUGGAUAAAAACAGCGACAGAGGAUGGCGCAGGCUGGGGGAGAUCAUCGGCAGCGACAGGCGCUACAGAGUCAGUUCAGAUGAGAUGGAGAUGUGUUCGCUGAAGGUGCUGGAGCUGGAGGGAAGUCCCAGCCGCAUGCUGCUGCGGCUGAUGGGAGAGCGAGGCUGCACCGCGGGACACCUGGUGGACUACCUGCAGACUCUGGGGAACUCCGAGGCCCUGCAGUGCCUGAAGCCGCCGGGCAUUCAGAUCCUCAUCCAGCCCCUGUCGGUGGCUCUUAUUUCUGGCCACAAUCUGCGCCUGAGCUGCUACGCUGUGGGCAAAUCUCCCGUGCAGUACCAGUGGUUCAAGAGCAAGGAGGAGGUGCCCAACAGCUUCUCCCCCGACUUGGUGAUAAGUCCUGUCCAACUGAAGGACGCCGGCUACUACAUCUGCAGGGUCAACAGCGGAGAGGACUUUGAGUUCAGCCAGUGGGCUCAGGUGGACGUCCUGGAGGUUGGCAUGUCGUAUGGGCACAGCUACCAUUCCCUGGAGGGCCGACUGAAGUUGGUGGUCCAACCCCAAGCCCAGCGGCUGCUAGCUGGGGAAACCCUGCACCUGCAGUGUGGAGCCGUGGGACGGCCCAUCCCUCGCUACCAGUGGCACCGGAAUGGAGUCCCCAUCGCCAACGCCUCCAAGAGGAAGCUGACGAUUCCCUGCGUGAUGCAGGAUCACUACGGGAAGUAUCGCUGUGAGAUAACCAGUAACAGUGAGAGGAUGUGGACCAAUGAAGUUGACGUGGUGAUCGCACCAAGGAUAUCUGUCCAGUUUUCAGGGGCAGUGGAGUGCUCUGAAGAUGAUGUUUAUGCCUUUGGUGCCAGUUCCAAUGAAUUCCUGCUGAACAGCAUUCCAGACCAACUUUAUGCCACUGACAAAGUGGCACUGCUGAUUGGUAACCUGUCCUACAAGAACCACCCCAAGCUCAAAGCGCCCAUGGUGGAUGUGUAUGAUCUCACCAACCUCCUGCGCCAGCUAAACUUUAAGGUGGUUUCGCUGCUGGACCUCACUGAGUCCGAGAUGAGAAACGCCGUCGAUGAGUUCCUGCUGCUGCUUCACAAGGGAGUCUAUGGUCUGCUGUACUACGCUGGUCAUGGAUAUGAGAACUAUGGCAACAGUUUCAUGGUACCAGUAGACGCUCCAAACCCGUACCGGUCAGCCAACUGUCUGUGUGUGCAGAGCAUCCUAAAACUGAUGCAGGAGAAGGAGACAGGCCUCAACGUGUUCCUGCUGGACAUGUGCAGGAAGCGGAAUAUUCAUGAUGACAGCACUCCAAACAUUGUCUUGAGGGUUACAGCCAACAUUGUCUUUGGAUAUGCUACCUGUCAGGACGCUGAGGCCUUUGAGCUGAGCUCUAGUGGCUUCACCAACGGUGUGUUUGUCAAGUUUCUAAAGAAGCGUCUGCUGGAUGAUGAGAAGAUCACGGUGGUGCUGGACAGAGUAGCAGAGGACAUGGGUCAGUUCGAUGCCACCAAAGGGAAGCAGGCGCUGGAGAUCCGCAGCAGUCUGUCAGAGAGGAGAGCUCUGACCGAUCCGAUUCAGCCUGGCGACAGCGCCGACCUCGCCCAGGCUCACAGCCGCCAGUGGGCCAAGGCUCACGAGCUCCCAGAGAGUAUGUGCCUGGACUUUGACUGCGGGGCUCGGAUCAAGUUGGGCUACGCAGCAGAGUUCUCCAACGUCCUCGUCAUUUACACCCACAUCAUUAAGAAACCUGAAGAUAUGUCAUUCUGCCAGGCUCACGUCACAGACUUCUCACAGGAUCUUGAUGUGGAUCCCAAAGAGAUGAACAGGGAGACUCCCGAGGAGACAGGUAUCUACCUCCUGUCCAGCAGCCUGCCGCAGCACUGUCUCUACACCAGACUCAGCUCCCUGCAGAAGCUCAAGGAGGAGCUGGUCUUCACCGUGUGCCUUCAGGGCGCCUUCACCGCCAUGGACGACGACACCGUCCACUGGACCAGAAGCAUCAACAUCGGCAAGCCGCUGAUCGCCAGGCUGGACCUGCACCGGGCCAUGCGCCGCAACAGCUGCCUCCAGACGUGCAUGAUGCCCCACAGCCCGUCGCACAGCCCCUGUCACAGCCCCGGGCCCGAGCACCACCUCCACCUUCACCUUCACCACGGGCAGCACCAGGGCCAGGACCACAGCCGCCUGUCCCCGCAGCAGCCGUACCUGUACGAGCCCCUGCAGGGCGCCGCGGGAGGCUGCGCCGAUUCCUAUUACGAGCACUUAAACCAGUUGCACUUUGAGUCGCCGUUCGAGUCGACGGCCGGGCCCACGGGCUCCCCGGGCCAACACAGCAUCCCCAUAGAAACCACCGACGACCUCAGCGAGUUGCAGACAGUGUUCAUUAACAGCCUGCAGUUUCAGCACCAGUGAUCGAGCCACUGGAUGUUGAACUUUUGAGUUUUUUCAGAGGACAAGCCGACAAUAUUUCUUUUUCUGCAUCGGGAAUACUGCCGGUCUCUCUGUGACGCCUUGUGACUUUGUAGGACUUUGUAAAAUGUUACGUUCUUGUCGUAAUUCACUUUGCUGUAGACAAAGAUACAUAUUAUCAAUGUCCUCCUCAUAUUCUGAAGAGAUUUUUGUAUAUCUCAUACAUUUUAGGGAAAAAAAUGUAACAAUGAGUUUUAAUAAAUUGCUAUAUUUUUACCACAAGUUGGGAC